AUGACAGAACUUUCAAACCAUGAUUCUUCAACAAGAAAGCGUAGUCUUCGGUCGACAAAGUGUGCGCCGGAUUCGAAUAAUCCACAAGUCACUUCAAUAAGUGAACCAAUACCAUUACUUGAGGAAUAUGGUUAUGCGAAAUGUAAACCACUAACAUAUGUAAUGUUCGCUGGGGGUCUUGGUGGUUCGACUGCCGAUUUUUUGAUGCAUAGUAUUGAUACAGUAAAAACUCGAUUGCAAGGUCAAAAACCAGCCAAACCCCCAAAAUAUCAAAAUAUGAUGCAUGCUUAUACUACGAUUGUAAAGCAAGAAGGUAUAAUGCGUGGAUUGUAUGGUGGUGUUGUUCCUGCGAUGUUAGGUUCAGUACCAGCUACUACAAUAUAUUUUGGAACGUAUGAAUUUGUGAAACGUAAUAUAAUUGGAUUAAAAACUGGAGUUCCUGACACAGUUGCGCAUUUAGCUGCUGGAUCUAUUGGUGACUUUAUGGCAUCUGUUGUAUAUGUGCCUUCCGAGGUGUUGAAAACACGAUUGCAAUUACAAGGACGAUAUAACAAUCCACAUUUUGUUAGUGGUUAUAAUUAUAAAAAUACUUGGCACGCUGCGCAGAUGGUUUAUAAAUUGGAAGGACCAGGUGCAUUUUAUCAUGGAUAUAAAGCAACGCUAUUAAGAGAUGUACCAUUUUCAGCGUUGCAAUUUGCAUUUUAUGAAAAAUUUAAAUUAUGGGCAAAGAUGUACAAAAAUAGCAAUUAUUUAAGUUUACAUUGGGAGAUUGCUACAGGAGCUUUGGCAGGUGGAUUAGCGGGUGCAUUAACAACGCCAUUGGAUGUAAUUAAAACAUUAUUACAAACACAAAUCAAAAAACCUUCAGCAAUAAAACAACCCUCAUCUACACCUUCAGCUGCACAAAAACCACCACAUUAUUAUUAUACAGGAAUAUGGGAAGGAAUGUUAUGGAACUAUAGACAUCAGGGGAUUGGAGGGUUAUUUAGAGGAAUCGGACCACGUGUAGCAUGGACUGCUAUGCAAAGCGGUUUAAUGUUUGUUAUUUAUGAACAAGUUCUCGAAUUACUGGACAAAGUUACGAGUUGGAGAAAAGGUGAAGAAAACACAGAACAAUAA
Funneliformis mosseae is the source of this 1119-nucleotide messenger RNA. The record is from the annotation of a GenBank genome assembly. Lineage: Eukaryota; Fungi; Glomeromycota; Glomeromycetes; Glomerales; Glomeraceae.